Molecule: messenger RNA, 1294 nt
Organism: Globicephala melas (long-finned pilot whale)
Lineage: Eukaryota; Metazoa; Chordata; Mammalia; Artiodactyla; Delphinidae
Gene: FABP3
Product: fatty acid binding protein 3
Biological process (GO): long-chain fatty acid transport
Cellular component (GO): nucleus; cytosol
Molecular function (GO): long-chain fatty acid binding
Source: RefSeq, a predicted model, not a curated record
CCCAGCUCACGGGCACCGUGCCCCGAACUGUUUUCUUUUUAGAUUCUGAAGAGCGCCUUGAGGCCAGGGAAGGGAGUAGAUCCUACCAGCCCGGGGCAGGGACUCGGACCCCCGGGACCCGCGCUGACGUAGGCGAGCCGGGCGCCACCGGGUGCCCCUUCCCCCUCCCCCCGGCGGGUUGGAGCAUGGGCGGUCAGCCCCAGGCUAGCUAGCGCCUGCCUGGGGCUUCCUAUUUCGGGAGCGGGGUGUGGGCCACGCCCCGUCACGUGAUGCAAGGGCCUUUUAAAGCUGCAGCGCGGGCUGGGAGCCGCAGGUCCCGGAAUCCUUGCACGCGUGCUCUAUCGUCUCUUUCUCAGCCUAGCCCAGCCUCACCAUGGUGGACGCCUUCGUGGGCACCUGGAAGUUAGUGGACAGCAAGAAUUUCGAUGACUACAUGAAGUCAAUCGGUGUGGGUUUUGCUACCAGGCAGGUGGCCAACGUGACCAAGCCUACCACAGUCAUCGAAGUGAACGGGGACACAAUCACCAUAAAAACACAAAGCACAUUUAAGAACACGGAGGUCAGCUUCAAGCUGGGAGUGGAGUUCGAUGAGACAACAGCAGAUGACAGGAAGGUCAAGAUGGGGGCUUAUGUGGACAUGGCUGUGACCUCGGGUGCUUUAGGAACAAUGCCCAGAAGUCAAGGUCCUCCACCGAAAGGUCAUCCUGGCCUUCAGGAGCCAAGGAGACAGCUGGGGACAAGAGCUGCUCCCAAGGAGAGGAGAGGGUCUAAUCUCCUCCCUGUGGAGGAAGCUGGAGCCCAGCCCAGGAUCAUACAGGAAGCUGGCAGCAGAGAUGGGAUGGUACCCAAAGAUGGCAGCCUACCUUGGAGAGAGUCCAUUGUGACGCUGGAUGGAGGCAAACUCGUCCACGUGCAGAAGUGGAACGGACAAGAGACAACACUUGUGCGGGAAGUAGUUGCUGGGAAACUCAUCCUGACACUCACCCACUGCAAUGCAGUUUGCACUCGCACUUACGAGAAAGGGGCAUGACCUGCCCACUCCCUCAACAACUCCUCCUCUGCCAGUUGGCUACUCCUGGACUCAGCACCAGAUUGACUCAUUUUUUUUCCUUUGGCAUUUUGUAUAAAUCCACCUUGAUUGGGGAAAUUCUCCUGGGGUCAGGUGGCACCAGCCUGGAUCCAGUUCUGUUCUCAUUGUGUAUGUUUGUUUUUUUAACUGCACCCAAAGGGUGCUCUGAGGUCAAUAAAGCAGCACCUAGGCCACCCAGUUGCCUUUUUGCUUUUGGUGACAUGA